This is a messenger RNA of Malus domestica (apple), 2655 nucleotides long. Its product is annotated as phospholipase D alpha 1-like. Gene Ontology annotation, biological process: phosphatidylcholine metabolic process; phospholipid catabolic process. Gene Ontology annotation, molecular function: calcium ion binding; D-type glycerophospholipase activity. NCBI's taxonomy places the organism in Eukaryota, Viridiplantae, Streptophyta, Magnoliopsida, Rosales, Rosaceae. Gene Ontology annotation, cellular component: plasma membrane. The record is from RefSeq and is a predicted model, not a curated record.
CCAACAAAGUAGCUUUUGUACAAUACCAUACAGACCUCUCACUCGAGCAAUUCCCAAAAGAGUUUUAGUCACGGAAGUUAAUAAAUACAAUGUCACGUUUGCUUCAUGGGAUGCUUUAUGCAACAAUAUAUGAAGUUGAUAGGCUGGACACUGGAUGCGGGUUCAACUUAUUGUGCAAGUCACCUAAAAGGUUUGCAACUCAAAUCAAGAAGUUGGUGCUUUGCCGACCCCAGCAGAUUGUUGGAUCCAAACUCUAUGCAACAAUUGAUCUAGACAAGGCGAGGGUCGGCCGGACGCGAAUGGUAAAUGAUCCAAACAAUCCGAAAUGGAGGGAAGAAUUUUACAUCUACUGUGCCCACAACAUCUCACAAAUUAUAUUCACUGUCAAAGAUGAUGAUCUCAUUGGGGCAACCCUAAUUGGAAGAGCAUAUAUACCAGUUGGGGACAUAAUCAAGGGUUAUGUGGAGGAAAGAUGGGUUGAAAUUUUGGAUGAAGAUCACAAUCCCAUCCAUGGUAAUUCUAGAAUUCAUGUCAAGUUACAAUUUUCCAGUGUUGCAGAAGAUUUUCAUUGGUCACUUGGGAUUAGAAACCCUAAGUAUGAAGGUGUUCCUCGGACGUUUUUCAAUCAAAGGGAGGGUUGUAGGGUUACUCUAUACCAAGAUUCGCAUGUUGCAGAUGAAUUUAAUCCUCAUAUUCCUACGCCCCUAGGCGGAUUAUAUGAGCCGCAGAGAUGUUGGGAGGACAUCUUUGAUGCAAUCACUAAUGCAAGGCACUUUAUUUACAUAACUGGAUGGUCUGUGUACACUAAAAUAACCUUGUUAAGGGACCCAAGAAGGCGAAAAGAUGACAUCACACUAGGGCAGCUUCUUAAGAGGAAGGCUGAUGAGGGCGUUUUGGUUCUUUUGCUUGUUUGGGAUGAUAGGACUUCUAUUGAGGAGUUGAAGAAGGAUGGUUUGAUGACAACUCAUGAUCAAGAAACCGAAGAAUAUUUUCGAAACACAAAAGUGCAUUGCUUCUUAUGCCCUCGGAACCCUGAUGUAGGGAAAAGCAUAAUUCAGGGUUUUCAGACUGCCACGAUGUUUACUCACCAUCAGAAAACGAUUGUGUUGGACAGUGAGAUAUCAGGCAGAGGAUCACAAAAGAGGAGGAUUGUGAGCUUUGUCGGAGGCAUUGAUCUUUGUGAUGGAAGAUAUGAUACUCAAGAACAUCCCUUGUUUGCAACCCUAGGCACAACCCACCAGAAUGAUUUCCAUCAGCCCAACUUUGCAGGCUCUUCAAUUAGGAAAGGUGGUCCAAGGGAGCCCUGGCAUGACAUUCAUUGCAAACUGGAAGGGCCGGUUGCUUGGGAUGUCUUAUACAACUUUGAGCAGAGGUGGAAAAAACAGGUUGGAGAGAAGUUCUUAAUUCCACUAGGCAAACUUGAAGAAAUCACAGUUCACCCUUUACAAGAUAUGUUUUCGAACGACGACGAAUCAUGGAACGUUCAGCUAUUCAGGUCCAUUGACAAUGGGGCUGCUUUUGGCUUCCCUGAAAAGCCUUCUGAAGCAACACAAAUAGGACUUGUGAGUGGGAAGAAUAACAUCAUCGACCGAAGCAUUCAAGACGCGUAUAUCCAUGCCAUUCGCCGAGCCAAAAACUUCAUUUACAUUGAGAAUCAGUAUUUUCUUGGAAGUUCAUUUGGAUGGAGAUCAAAAGACAUUAGAGAUGCGGAUAUCAAUGCUUUACACCUUAUACCGAAGGAGCUUUCGCUAAAGAUUGUUAGCAAAAUUGAAGUCGGAGAGAGGUUCAGCGUCUACAUUGUUGUCCCAAUGUGGCCAGAAGGUAUGCCUGAGAGUGCUUCUGUUCAGGCUAUAUUGGAUUGGCAAAGAAGGACAAUGGAGAUGAUGUACACUGAUAUCUCAGAAGCCCUUCAGAAAAAGGGCUCAAAUGCAAACCCUAGGGAUUAUCUCACAUUCUUCUGCCUCGGCAACCGGGAGCGGGAGAUGGAUGGAGAAUAUAAACCUCCCGAGACUCCAGAGCCAGACACCGAUUACAAAAGAGCUCAGAAGGCCCGGCGUUUCAUGAUUUACGUGCAUUCAAAAAUGAUGAUAGUUGAUGAUGAAUACAUAAUCAUUGGAUCUGCCAACAUAAACCAAAGGUCCAUGGAUGGGGCAAGGGACUCUGAGAUUGCUAUAGGAGCAUUCCAACCUAACCAUUUAGCUUCGAAAAUCCCAGCCAAGGGCCAGAUCCAUGCUUUCAGGCUAGCACUAUGGUAUGAGCACCUCAAAGUGCCUGACGACUCCUUCGUGCAUCCAGAAUCUUUGGAAUGCAUCCGAAGAGUGAACCAGAUUGCCGAAAGAAACUGGGAAUUUUACUCGAGCGACACGAUUGAUGACAUUCCAGGUCACCUUCUCCACUACCCCAUUGCGGUAAGCAAUAAUGGAGCUCUAACAACACUGCCUGGCUUCGAAUAUUUUCCCGAUACCAAGGCUCGUGUUUUCGGCGCCAAAUCUGACUACCUUCCUCCAAUCCUCACCACUUAGCUGUUGUGCUUCCUCUAAAAGUGUAGUUCCAGUUGAAUAAUUCAAAUGUAAAUUCCUACUAGUCACUAGCAAUGUUGGUUCCUGAUGUGUACAAAAACAUAUGCAAAUAAUAUCCAAAUAAAAGUUUAAUGUC